Choloepus didactylus (southern two-toed sloth) is the source of this 939-nucleotide messenger RNA. Its product is annotated as olfactory receptor 1052-like. Bases 1 to 939 code for a protein of 312 amino acids. The record is from RefSeq and is a predicted model, not a curated record. Gene Ontology annotation, cellular component: membrane. Gene Ontology annotation, biological process: sensory perception of smell; G protein-coupled receptor signaling pathway. Gene Ontology annotation, molecular function: G protein-coupled receptor activity; olfactory receptor activity; odorant binding. Lineage: Eukaryota; Metazoa; Chordata; Mammalia; Pilosa; Megalonychidae. The transcript has a single exon.
AUGGCAGUUUGGAAUCAUACAGGUGUGAAGGAAUUCCUUCUGAUAGGUUUAACUGAAAAUCCUAAUUUGCAGAUCCCUCUUUUUGUGCUUUUUACUCUUAUUUAUUUCAUCACACUGGUUGGUAACUGGGGGAUGAUCAUCUUAAUCUGGUUAAAUUCCCAACUUCACACUCCAAUGUACUUCUUCCUUAGCAACCUCUCUUUUUGUGACAUAUGUUACUCCACUGUCAUUGCUCCUAAGAUGUUGGUAAAUUUUCUAUCAGAAUAUAGAUCUAGCACAUUUUCUGUCUGUGUUUUACAGAGUUUCUUUUUUGCAGUGUAUGUAACCACAGAGGUCAUCCUCCUAGCUAUGAUGGCUUAUGACCGCUAUGUGGCAAUUGCUAAUCCCUUGUUGUAUACAGUCAUUAUGACCCAAAGGGUCUGUAUUCAGCUGGUCCUUACAUCUUACUUGGGUGGGCUUAUUAAUUCCAUGACACACACAAUUGGUUUGCUUAAACUAGACUUUUGUGGUCCUAACAUUGUAAAUCAUUAUUUCUGUGACGUUCCCCCUCUUCUGAGGCUCUCUUGCUCUGAUGUUCACACCAAUGAGAUGCUGCUUUUGAUCUUCUCUGGAGUCAUUGUAAUGUUCACGUUCAUUAUCAUCAUGGUCUCUUACAUCUGCAUUAUCAUUGCUAUUCAAAGAAUCCGUUCAGCUGAGGGGAGGUGCAAAGCCUUCUCCACCUGUGCCUCCCACCUGACUGCUGUGACAUUACUCUAUGGGUCUGUGACCUUUAGUUACAUCCAGCCAAGCUCCCAAUAUUCCCUGGAACAGGAGAAGGUGUCUGCUGUCUUUUACACACUGGUGAUCCCCAUGCUAAACCCGCUUAUUUAUAGCCUGAGGAAUAAGGAUGUGAAAGAUGCAGCGAAAAGGACAAUAUGGUGGAAGAGAACCCUCACUUGA